CAGCGUGAAACACAUAAACGUUCAGGGGCAAUGGGCCGGCAAUGGCUGCGGAGAGAGGAGUUCAAGCCGUACCCAUAAAGAUGCUGAAACAACUUUGGAGAUAAGGAGAGUCGCAGAUUAUCGGCCAAUUAUAAAUGAGCGGAGUACUCGUUCGGAAGUUACCACACGACGACGGCCCCGGAAAAAGCGACGCAGCAUUGAAUCGAUCAAGCUCGAGGUCUCAAUAUGGCACGCCCACUGCUCUACCUGACCGCGGCUUUGCUGGCCGCAACUGGAUCCUGGGCAUCCUUGGCUUCCAAGCGGACGGCGCGUGCUGACUACACGGGGCAUCGGUUGGUGUCGGUGACGGCUGCCACGGCAGCUGACCUUAGCCUCUUAUCGUCCUUGGCCGAUACGCUGCAGCUCGACGUCUGGGAACAAUCCACCGCUGUCGGUAGACCGGCGCUCCUACGGCUCAGACCGGCAGUUGUCGACGAUUUCCUGGCCACCGCUUCCCGAGAAGGCCUCAAUGUGACGACGAAGUGCCUUAACCUGCAAGAAUCGAUCGAUAAUGAGCGCAGGGAGAUGCGCUUCGCUACAUAUUCGACGGAAGAGGAUCGUUUCAAGAGAUACCUGCGGUACUCAGAGUUCAAGGACGCCCUCCAGCAGUACGCAAAGGAGUACGACCACGUGUCUUACACGUCUAUUGGCCAAUCAUACGAAGGGAGGGACAUCAUUGGCGCUCACAUCAAGGCCAAGGACAAUCUGCCCAUCGUCUUCUUCGAAUGCGGUAUCCACGCCAGGGAAUGGAUAUCCCACGCUACCUGCCUCUACAUCAUUGAUCAGCUCGCUACACAGUACGAGACGGACGAGGAGGUCAAGCGCCUUGUGUCCAAGUACGAGUGGAGGAUCUACCCGGUGAUCAAUCCUGACGGCUACGAGUACACGCACACCGAUGACCGCCUGUGGAGGAAGACUCGGUCCGUGAGCCGCCUGAACAGCGAGUGCCUAGGGGCGGACGGGAACCGAAACUUUGACGUCGGCGACUUUUGCAAGGGACGCUACAGUGGCGACCCCUGCUCGGACGGGUACUGCGGAGACGGACCCUUCUCGGAGCCGGAGGUUCGCGCCGUACGGGACGCUGUGCUGUCAACCCAGGGCCGCACCGAGUUCUACUUCUCGAUGCACAGCUUCGGCCUUUACUGGAUGUUCCCGUACGCAUACACCAACGUCAGCGCGGCGAACUAUGAGCUGCUGCUCAAUAUCUCACUCACAGCUACGGAAGCCAUCAGUAAAUUGCGAAGAACUGAAUACGAGGUUGGAUCCAUCUCAAAAUUAGUCGCCCGUGUACCUGGAAGCAGCGUGGAUUGGGUCUACGACCACGGAGGCGUCAAAAAGGCCUUCGCUAUUGAGCUAGAGCCGUCAUGGCGGACGUUCGAUGACAGUAUGGCUUUCGCACUGCCUGCCAGGAAAAUCUUGCCUUCUGUCAAAGAGACCUGGGUUGGCAUUAAAGCAGCCGUCAACUUGUGACACCGUGUGUAAACGUACCUUGGUGUUGCUUUGUCUUUUUGUCUUGUUGAACAAGACAGGACACACAAUUUUUCAUAACGAGAAGACAUUCCGGGAUUUUCGGUUGGACUCAUGAUUUACAGAAAUGAGACUCCCGUAAUAAAAAAAUUAUCUGUGGUUUUGCGUGGUUAAAUAAUUGUCGGUGAGAGAAGGCGGCUAAAACAUUUAUCUCGAAACGGCUGAAAUAAUAAUA
Molecule: messenger RNA, 1741 nt
Organism: Dermacentor silvarum
Lineage: Eukaryota; Metazoa; Arthropoda; Arachnida; Ixodida; Ixodidae
Product: carboxypeptidase B
Exons: 11
Coding region: 226-1509 (427 amino acids)
Biological process (GO): proteolysis
Molecular function (GO): zinc ion binding; metallocarboxypeptidase activity
Source: RefSeq, a predicted model, not a curated record